AUAGCUUCGACUCGCUGAUCAGGCUGGAGGGGCACGCCCGACCUCGAUUAACACAACAUUAUCGACGGCUUCAUGCCAAUUGGUUGCGUCUAGUUACCGGAGAUUCCAUGUCUCUCUGUCGCGUCUCCUUCGAAAAUACCGUCCAAAGGAUAUUUCGCUAGGCUCGCUGGAUCUCCCGCGGACAUGGUUUCUCAACAGCCGCCGCCGCGACCCGGCCUGUCCCUAUACGCCAACCUCCUCGAGCCCGAGGGCGAUGCCGCUGCGUCUAUAUCUCGUGCGCCUGUGGUAUCCCAAGAGGCUCUCGACGCUGUAAAGGAGCAAGAAGCCUCCAAGAAACCUGUCGACCCUGCUCUCCGCUUCCAGCCGCACCCGCAGAUCCGUCGCCCCCAACAGAAGAGUCUGAAGCCCAAACCCAACUUUCCCAAAGCCCCCGCGCCGACCAUCGUCGCACAUAUAAGCGGUGCCGCAGCGGCGCCGGCGCCGGCGAAGACCAAGCUAGCCGAUUGGGUGCCCACCGAGGAAGAUGAGUAUAUGUACGGGACUAGCGAGAGGAGGGCACGGGGUGGGCGGAAGAAGAAGAAGAAGGCCGGGGAUACGCCUUUCGAGACCGACUGGGAUGAGAUUUAUGACCCUUCGAGGCCUACAAACGUAGAUGAGUAUUUACGAAGCGACGAGCGCAUCCAGGAGGUGCGCGAAUGGAAGGAUCUCUUGUACAGGCACAGACAACCCGAAAGACAUGGAAGUUGGGACAGCGAAGAGGAAGAAAACAGGUCAAUACAGAACCAAUUUGCGCCCCCAGCCUCAUACUCCUUUGCACCCCCGCCGCCAUCCCCCCCACGAGCUACUAUACCAGACGACAAGACGGGCGAUGAUGCUUUUGCCCGCCGACUGGCCCUCUCUCAAGCCAAUGCACCCCCAUUACAUUCACCAACGCCGCCGCCGCCGCCACCUACCGAGCCAGAGUCUGCAACUAUAUCUCGUGCGCCAGUACGGUACACACAACCGGAGGUGUCCCCUGACCGCCCCGGACCGGACGCGAUAGACGCGAUGGACGAGGAUGAAGACGAAUACGUUCCUCCCGAGCCUAACUCCGAAGAAACAUCCGAGCCUCGCACCAACCGGCCGGGCCAGAAGGGCUUCGCGGCGCGGCUCAUGGCUAAGUACGGGUGGGCCAAAGGGCAGGGCCUGGGCGUCGACUCGAGCGGCAUCGUGCAGCCGCUGCGGGUCCAAGUCGAGAAGCGGAAGAAGAAGCCCGACUCGGAAGGCGGCGGGUGGGCCGAGCCCGGCGGACGGGGCCGCAUCAUCGUCUCGAAGACGGGCAGCGGGUCGCAGUCCGAAAGCAAGUUUGGGCUGAUGAGCAAGGUCGUGGUGCUGCGGAACAUGCUCGAAGGCAUGGAGGACCUCCAGGCCGAGAUGGAGUCCGGGCUGGGGCAGGAGAUCGGCGAGGAGUGCGGCGACAAGUACGGCCGCGUCGAGAGACUGUACAUCGACGUCGAGGGCCGCCGUGUGUACAUCAAAUUCACCGACCAGGUGUCUGCUCUAAGGGCAGUAAACGCCCUCGAAGGCCGCAUAUUUGCUGGGAACACGAUCGAGCCCCAGUUCUACGACAUCGACAAGUUUGAACAGAGGAUCUACGAAUGAAAGACGUGAGGGUUUUCAAACCAGGGAGUGCCCUACCUAGCCUUGGAGAAAGUCGGAAGAGAGAGGUGGGCGAAUCGUUAGGGAGCCCUCGCCUCCGGUGACCCGCAACGGAAUGAUCAACACCCUCCUUUCAUAGUCUGAUUUCAUACGGCCUCAGUGCCUAUUUCUAAGGGCGACAAGAUGGGAAUGUCGAGGGUGGCUGAGUAUGGGCCCGUGUGCGCUCGCG
Durotheca rogersii is the source of this 1867-nucleotide messenger RNA. RefSeq lists its product as uncharacterized. Gene Ontology annotation, molecular function: nucleic acid binding. The record is from RefSeq and is a predicted model, not a curated record. The transcript is spliced from 3 exons. Lineage: Eukaryota; Fungi; Ascomycota; Sordariomycetes; Xylariales; Xylariaceae. Gene Ontology annotation, biological process: mRNA cis splicing, via spliceosome. The coding region runs from base 184 to 1641 and encodes 485 amino acids. Gene Ontology annotation, cellular component: precatalytic spliceosome.